AACCACGGCUACAAAGAAAGCAGAGGGGAGACAGAAGUCGAGAAACAAGUGCCGCCAUUAUCCCCGCAAGCAUAACCCAAAGCCACAGCCUACUCCCUAUGGUUCCUCUGAUUGAUGCUUCCUGAUGCUCAUUUAUGUGAACAAUUACCUGAAGUGUGGGGUAUUUGAAGCUUCACCCCUUCAUAAGAGAGAUUUUCAAUUCUCCAUUAAAAGAAAAUGGAGCUUAACUUGUUUGCCGGCUUCUUUGCCUGGACGUCAUCUCACUAGAAACAGUGUUAGAUCUGCAAAGAUGUCAUCUCAAAUCAUGGAAAAAAUGGAAUGCAAUGUGGUUGUGAAGGAGUACUUGCAAGAUCAUCCUCUCUCGUAUUCAUAUGAGGCUGCCAUGGAAGCACUUUCCUCCCUCAUUACUCGUAAAAAUCGAGGAGACAAAUCAUCUAUAGGUGGUAAAUAUGGAAAAAUGCAAAGAAUGUCUGAGUAUCUUAAGAUUCUUGGCUUGGAGGAGCAUCUAGAUGGGCUCAAAAUAAUUCAUGUGGCUGGAACUAAGGGGAAGGGUUCUACAUGCACAUUUUGUGAGGCUAUUCUACGGGAGUGCGGUUUUCAAACUGGACUCUUCACCUCUCCUCACUUAAUUGACGUGAGAGAACGAUUUCGUAUCAAUGGGUUGGACAUAUCCGAAGAUAAGUUUCUUCUGUAUUUUUGGGAUUGUUGGAACCAAUUGAAGGAAAAGGUUACAGAGCACCUGCCAAUGCCUCCGUUAUUCCAGUUCCUCACUGUUUUGGCUUUCAAGAUAUUUAUAUGUGAAAAGGUCGAUGUUGCUAUUAUUGAAGUUGGUCUUGGGGGUAAGAGGGACUCAACAAAUGUGAUUGAAAGGCCUGUUGUCUGUGGCAUUUCUUCUCUGGGGAUGGAUCAUACAGAGACCUUGGGAAAUACUCUUGGAGAGAUAGCUUCACACAAGGCUGGAAUCUUCAAGCCUCAAAUUCCUGCAUUCACUGUGCCCCAACUUUCUGAAGCAAUGGAUGCUAUUUUGCAGAGGGCUCACGAGCUGAAGGUUCCAUUGAAAGUAGCGGCACCUCUUGAAAACAAAAAUUUGGAUGGGUUGAAGCUAAGCUUGUCUGGUGAUCAUCAGUUCAUUAAUGCUGGUCUUGCUGUUUCCCUUUGCAAAUGUUGGCUUCAAAGAACAGGGAAUUGGGAAAAGCUAUUCCAAAAUGAAGCAGAUCUGCCGGUGUCUUUUCUUAGAGGUCUUUCAACUGCACAAAUUUCCGGGAGGGCUCAGAUUGUUUAUGAUACUUACUCUGAAUCCAAUAAUACAUUAAAAUUGUCUUCAAGUUCUUGUGGAGAUCUGAUCUUCUACUUGGAUGGGGCUCACAGUCCCGAAAGCAUGGAAGUUUGUGCCAAGUGGUUCUCUAGUGCUGUGAAAGGAAACAAUAAAUCAUCUUCUUCAUUUAAGGUUGAAGAUUUGGAGGAGGUUUGGGGGAAUGGUCAUAUUCAGCAAGAAAUUGGGAGCAUGAAGGAGUCCGAAAAACAAUUACAGCAGAUUCUGUUGUUCAAUUGCAUGGAUGUGAGAGACCCUCAGAUUCUGCUUCCACGGCUUGUGAGCACAUGUGCUUCCUCAGGAACUUACUUUGCAAAAGCGCUUUUUGUCCCAAGUAUGUCAACAUAUAACAAGGUCACUUCUGGUGCCUCAGUCAUUCCUUCAGAUGUCUGUGGCAGGGAUUUGUCUUGGCAAUUCUACCUCCAGAGACUUUGGGAGAAGAUUAUUCAUGGGAAAGAAGUAGGUACUUUUCAUGACAAGGGUGCAAGGAUGGACAAUGCAACAAUUUUAACACCUCAUGAAUUUCUUUAUGAGGAUGCUUCUCAUUGUAGUCCCGAGGAUAAUUAUUUUGCUUGCAGUGCAGUAAUGCCUUCAUUGCCAUUGACAAUAAAAUGGCUGCGGGAUUUUGUCAAAGAAAACCCGUCCAUGAAAGUUCAGGUUCUUGUCACUGGAUCACUGCACCUGGUUGGGGAUGUACUAAAGCUAUUGAAGAGGUGAUAUGCAUUAAGACAAGUGCCGAAAAUAGGGGUUAUACAAAACAUUCUUUCACUCAUUUGCAUCACAUUGAUUGAUUCUAUACCACAUUGUUGAAGCAGCUAAGCUUCUAAAUCAUAAUCUGCCAAACUGAUAAUGCUUCCUUGGCAAGUGACAUUCCACUGAUUUAUUUUGUGUAAAAUAAUUGAGGUUCACACCAUUAAUUACAAAAAUAUAUGUAUUUGGUGUUAAACAAUGCAUUUAUGGAUAAAUGUUACCUUUUUAUGCAGAAGAAGCAAAUUCCGAUUU
Messenger RNA from Juglans regia (Persian walnut), 2314 nucleotides. Its product is annotated as folylpolyglutamate synthase-like. The record is from RefSeq and is a predicted model, not a curated record. Gene Ontology annotation, molecular function: ATP binding; tetrahydrofolylpolyglutamate synthase activity. Gene Ontology annotation, biological process: tetrahydrofolylpolyglutamate biosynthetic process. Gene Ontology annotation, cellular component: cytosol; mitochondrion; cytoplasm. The transcript has 17 exons. NCBI's taxonomy places the organism in Eukaryota, Viridiplantae, Streptophyta, Magnoliopsida, Fagales, Juglandaceae. Bases 125 to 2029 code for a protein of 634 amino acids.